CGUUUUACAUGCUGAUUCGAAGUUCGUGUAAUUAAUCGCCAAAUCUUUUUUUCUAGAAUUCUAGAUUAAAUUUUAUCUUUUACCUCGUAUCGCUUAUUACAUGAUACAAACUGGAGCCGAUUAGCAUGCCACAUUAUAUUUGCGUUCGAUUCCAAGUUGAUGGGCGAAUUGUCGUUGUUCACGAAUCAUGGCUGGUUGGUGAAGCCCAUUGUAGAUGGCCUCAAUCUGGCAACAUUGAAGAAAUGGUAAAAAUUGGAACGAAGCCAAAAUCUGAAUGGGGUGUUUGGGAGAUUGAUAUUCUAGGCGGAGAUGACGAAUAUGAGACUUGUUCCAGAAGAGCUUACAGCACACAACAAUCAUGGGGAUCUCAUACUAAAGUACAGACGUAUCCAGAAAACAAAGACAUUCCAAUCCCACCUGUACCAACUCCACAGAAUGUUAGCAGUGCAGACCGAUCUUUGAUGGAGACUGAGAAAGACACGGCAUCAACGACCAGCAGGGCAUUGCUUUCACACAAUCCUCGUAAACGAAAAGCUCCAUCAGAUUCUGAACUCAAAGCAACCUUGAAACGACUCGAACAAUCAAUUUCUCUAAUUAAUAAAAAUUUAUCGGGUCGGCUUAAAGAUAUUGAAGAUAAAUUAAAACCAAUUUUGAAUGAUUCUUCGACAACUUCCUUCAACAGCGGUAAUCGCAGUCCAUUGAUAACGCCAUCUUACAGUCCAAAGUACGACAGAAAUGAGAAACAUGAACGACAUUGUCAUACUGUAAGGUCUCCUGCUAACACAAUGGAAGAACUGGAUGAAUGGUUAGAUGCACAGGACACUUACGCAGUUGCCAAACGAGUCUCAAACGUCCAACUUCGAGCGACAGUUCGUACUUUUAUGAAAUGUGUGAUGACCAAAGCGUUGGCGAAACAAUUCAGUUGGAGUGGUUUUGGAAGCCGAAGAUUGAAAACCAAAACUAGUUUCAGAGAUCAUAAAGUCUUCAAUUACCUCAUUGACGUUCUUCAUGACACUCCUCAUAGAAGAGCACCUCAGUCAGAAGUAGCGGAUUCAAUCAAAAAAGUACUGAUGGGCGUCGGAGAUUGGGACGGUGGCAGAACUAGAAAGUUUGCCUCUGCGGCCGCAACUUCAGAAUCAUUCCCAACGAUCGCGUUCUUUCCGUGAUCGCUUUUGAAAGUUUUUUAGAUUUGAUCAACAUCUGGAUGUUCUCACUUUGAGUGAAAAGUUUGGCGAAGGACAAAUAUUGAUAAGACUAGUCUUUUGGAAGACUUUGGUCAGAGCUAUUCAUGUCAUGCCCCUUGAUAGAAACUGUAAAGCGGGUAAUAGUGUUACAUUUAGUCUGAUGGAAGGCUGAUGAAAAUUUUUGUUGGACUGCCUUUAAUUAAAGCAGACCCAAAAU
Molecule: messenger RNA, 1401 nt
Organism: Styela clava
Lineage: Eukaryota; Metazoa; Chordata; Ascidiacea; Stolidobranchia; Styelidae
Source: RefSeq, a predicted model, not a curated record